Molecule: messenger RNA, 1697 nt
Organism: Cornus florida
Lineage: Eukaryota; Viridiplantae; Streptophyta; Magnoliopsida; Cornales; Cornaceae
Product: magnesium transporter MRS2-I-like
Exons: 11
Coding region: 226-1404 (392 amino acids)
Biological process (GO): transmembrane transport; magnesium ion transport
Cellular component (GO): membrane
Molecular function (GO): magnesium ion transmembrane transporter activity
Source: RefSeq, a predicted model, not a curated record
ACGUCUCUAGUUUCGCAGGUUUAAAAAGAAACAUGGUAACACUUGAAUUAAGACAGUUUCUCUCUCCCCCGCUUUCUCUCUCCGAAAUCUAUGUAGACAUGUAAUCUCCAUGUGAAACCUUCUCCGGAAGAACCCUAUUGGAUUCUUGUGUUUGACAUAGGGAUACAUGUACAUGCAUAUUCAUAUACAAACAUACAUAUAUUUUUGGGUUGGGGAUGGUUAGAAAUGGGUCGAGACGGUCACAUCGUUCCGGCGGAUCCGCAGUCGGGUUUGAAGAAGAAGGCGGCCGGGUCGAGGAAUUGGAUUCUCAUGGACUCUUACGGCGGCGAGGGAACGAUGUUAGAUGUCGACAAGUACGCUAUUAUGCACCGCGUUCAGAUUCACGCUCGCGAUCUUCGCAUUCUCGAUCCCCUAUUGUCCUAUCCUUCAACUAUAUUGGGCCGCGAAAAGGCCAUCGUUCUCAAUUUGGAGCAUAUCAAAGCGAUUAUUACUGCAGACGAGGUGCUGCUUCGAGAUCCAUUGGAUGAUAAUGUUAUUCCUGUUGUUGAGGAACUCCGAAGGAGAUUGCCCCCAGCAAAUUCCAUGCGAGAUGGUCAAGGAGAUGGAAAGGAGUUGGUUGGACAACAUGAUCCUGAGGCUGGAGAAGAAGAUGAAUCUCCAUUUGAAUUCCGGGCCUUGGAGGUUGCCUUGGAAGCCAUCUGCAGUUUUCUUGCUGCACGUACAACAGAAUUGGAGACUGCUGCUUAUCCUGCUUUAGAUGAGCUUACCUCUAAGAUUAGUAGCCGUAACUUGGAUCGGGUUCGUAAAUUGAAAAGUGCAAUGACGAGGUUGACUGCUCGUGUUCAAAAGGUGAGGGAUGAGCUUGAACAACUUCUGGAUGAUGAUGACGAUAUGGCUGAUCUUUACUUGUCAAGAAAGAUGACUGGAGCACUUUCACCUGUAAGUGGCUCGGGUCCGCCCAUUUGUUUUCCUUCCUCGCCUACCAUAGGCUCGAAGAUAUCCAAAGCAAGUAGGGCAAGUGUGGUAACAGUUCGUGGAGAUGAGAAUGAUGUUGAAGAGCUUGAAAUGUUACUUGAGGCUUACUUUAUGCAAAUUGAUGGAACCUUGAACAAAUUAACUACGCUACGUGAAUAUAUUGAUGACACAGAGGAUUAUAUUAACAUUCAGCUUGACAAUCAUCGUAAUCAACUGAUUCAGUUGGAGCUUUUUCUUAGUUCAGGAACUGUCAGUUUGUCCAUCUAUUCUUUGGUGGCUGGAAUUUUCGGUAUGAACAUACCAUAUACUUGGAAUGACAAUCAUGGAUACAUGUUUAAAUGGGUGGUCAUUGUCGCAGGGAUAUCCUGUUCCAUCCUUUUCAUACUUAUUGUCUCCUAUGCUCGCUACAAGGGUCUUGUUGGAUCUUAAAAUUCAUGACGAAGUAGGUCCUGUCAGGAGAACGAGAUUGAACUCUGGCACAUUUUUAUUUUUAUUUUCAUAAACGAAUUGAGGUUGCUGAAUGUCUCAUAAGAGGUCACUGAAUCUUUCAUAACUGGUUGAGUUCAGUCUCCCUCCCUGGAAUUUCAGAAUGGAGAGAAAAAAACAACUAUUGAUCAAGAUCCAAAGACUAUAAAAAUUUUAAAACCUGGUUAACCCAUUUUGGGUAACUACAGAGCUAAUUGUAAAAUUAUAAUUUUUUUUUUUUUUUUUUUUUUUUUUUU